AUUAUGAAUAAAGUACUCAUCGCCUCAAUUCUGCUGAUAGGUGUUUUGGGACAAUAAUCACCACCUCUGGAUUGCACCUAUUUAAGCUGUUUAGCUACAGGUGCUAUGAAAGUUGGUUAAUCAACACGUCAACCAUACUAAUGCAUGAAUGGUAUUAUUCUAUAUUAAAUAAAAGGUUACUAUUGGGCUGGGCAAUCAUGCUAACCUUGUCAACCAAUAGAGGGAGGAUUUUAUCAGUGUACAGAUUAUUACUAAACUGGGUCUUUAACUUGUAGUCCAGGAUGGACAUAGCUAAAUGGGUAGAGAAUUUUAAUAUAAAUUUAGAAUAUGUGUGAAUAUGCCAAAUGGAUGUUUGAGCUACUCAUUAAACACAGAAGCCAACGCCUAUGUGUGUGGUAAAUGUGACUCAGGUUUCAGUUUGAUUGCUGGAGUAUGCGUUCAGAAUUAAGCCUGUUCAGUCUAUAGUAGUACUCGAUAUGUAUGUACUCAAUGUUCUUCUGGAUAUUAUUUAAAUUGGGAUUAUAUUCCCUCAGUAUCAAGCUCAUCUGACUAAUACUACAAUUACUUCGAUGCUUUUUGCAACCCAUGUGGCAUAGCAGGAUGUUCGAAUUGUCCUUCAGCGUAUUAUAUUAAUAUCAUUAUAUAGAAACACUUGCACACAAUGUAUCGGUGGGUAUUUUUGGUCAUUCAGUGGAUUGACAACAGGAUCAACAACAGAUGGAUCUGGAACUUGUUAGAAAUGCUUAGAUUAUUGUAUCAGUUGCACAAAUAGCUCAAAUUGUACUACAUGUGCAGAUGGCUACUACAUUAGUACAAGUAAUGGAAUAACAGUAAAAAUUAGUAAUAUAUAUAAUUAUAGACUUGUGCCUCAUGUUAACCAAGUCUCACUUGUAUAAAAUGUUAAAAUUCAACAACAUGUUUAGCAUGUAUAGCUGGAUAUGCUUUAGUAAAUGCAACCUGUUAAAAAUUAUCUGAGGGCUGCACUCAAAUGGAUAAUAAUUUGAAUUGCACAUCAUGCAUAAGCACAUAUGUGUUGAACUCCUAAACUCCAAAGACUUGCACUCCAUGUGGUACAGGAUGCGCUUCAUGCACAAUAAAUAGUACAACUGUUUCAUGCACAAAAUGCUAAGAGUUCUACUAUGCUAUCAAGGAUUAAAGCAACAUCGUCACUUGCUCAGCUUGUACUUCAUAUCCUUAAUCAACUGGAUGGUUGAGAUGUGGAGGUCCAUAAGAUACCCCAUCAUAUACAACAGUUUAAGUCACUUAAUGUGUCGAUGGAUACUUCUUAGUCAAUAUUACUACAAACGGUGUUACUACUCCAACAUGCAUAGCAGCUGUACAAAUAUAAGCAUGCUUGACCUUGACUAACACAUCAACUAAUACAAACAAUGUUUGUGCCACAUGUGUUAAGAAUUACGGUGCUUAUGAAGGAGGAACUUGUUUAUCUUGUCCUCCAUAGGCUGGAGCUAAAACACAACUCUCUGCACAAUGUAAUAAAUGUGGUGGAUCAUCUUCAACACCAAUUACAUGUACUGGAUGCUCAUCAAAAUAUUUCUUAUAAGCAGCAAGUUCAGCAAGUUCAGCCACCUGUGCAACAUGUUCUGCAAGUGGUGGUUGUUUGGAAUGCUCAUCAAAUACUACCUGUACCAAGUGUAAUACUGGAUAUUACUUAUCAGGAGCAGCCUGUUAACCAUGUUAAACCAAUUGUGCAUCAUGCGACAAUUCAACAGUAAGAAUAAGUUUAAUUCUUAGACUUGCAAAGCUUGCAUGGAUGGAUACUUCCAAUAUUCUGGUACUAAGACUGCCUAAGCUACUUGUGUUGCUUGCUAAUUCGGUUGUGCCACUUGUGCAUCACCUGGAUAGGUUUGUUUAACUUGUAUUGAUGGAUACGUCUUCCAAUAAGGAGGUUGUGUGCCUCUUAAUUAAGCCAAUUGUGCUGUUAAAUUGAAUUCAACACUUUCCACUGAUAAACCAUAUUCAUCUUCUGGAUGCUCUAUUUGCAAAUAUGGAUUCCACAUGAUCUAGAAUCGUUGCUUCUAAUCAGUCUAACCUUAUGCUGGAGUAUUUAUGCUUGUUAAUAUUAUUAUAGUAUGCUUAUGGAUAAACAACUAAUGUAAGCACUGACUUGAACUACAAAAAUGACACUAUCGUUUAUGCUCAAUUAUUGGUGGCUAGUUUUAUCAUGUUAGUUUUCACAUUAUGAUCAAUUAUAAUAAUGAUAAUCAUAAAUAUUUAAAUAUUUAUAAUUCCACAC
Paramecium octaurelia is the source of this 2254-nucleotide messenger RNA. The record is from the annotation of a GenBank genome assembly. NCBI's taxonomy places the organism in Eukaryota, Ciliophora, Oligohymenophorea, Peniculida, Parameciidae.